AUGAAGACGACGAUCUGGCGGCCGAACGUGAGAGUGACGCUCAACGAGUAUGGCGAAGUCGAGGACACGGAGAGUGGUGGAGAGGAGGUGACGAAGCAGGGGACGAAGCGGAAGAGAGCCCCUCGCACGAAGGGGCCGUGCGAGCACGGGGUGAAGUAUCGGUCGCAGUGCAAGGUGUGCGGUGCUUGUCCCCACGGGAAGCAGCGCAGAAGAUGCAAGGAGUGCGGCGGGUCUCAAAUCUGCGAGCACGGUCGUCGGCGCUCUCAGUGCAAGGAGUGCGGUGGGUCUGGAAUCUGCGAGCACGGUCGUCGGCGCUCUCUGUGCAAGGAGUGCGGUGGGGGCUCAAUUUGCGAGCACGGUCGUCAGCGCUCUGAGUGCAAGGAGUGCGGUGGGGGCUCAAUUUGCGAGCACGGUCGUCGGCGCUCUCGGUGCAAGGAGUGCGGCGGGUCUCAAAUCUGCGAGCACGGUCGUGAGCGGUCUAAGUGCAAGGAGUGCGGUGGGUCUGGAAUCUGCGAGCACGGUCGUCAGCGCCCUUAUUGCAUGGAGUGCGGUGGGUCUGCAUUCUGCGAGCACGGUCGUCGGCGCUCUCAGUGCAAGGAGUGCGGCGGGUCUGGAAUCUGCGAGCAUGGUCGUCAGCGCCAUAUAUGCAAGGACUGCGGUGGUACAUCAAUCUGCGAGCACGGUCGUAUGCGCUAUCGGUGCAAGGACUGUCGAGGCGAACGUCUGUAA
Molecule: messenger RNA, 729 nt
Organism: Micromonas commoda
Lineage: Eukaryota; Viridiplantae; Chlorophyta; Mamiellophyceae; Mamiellales; Mamiellaceae
Exons: 1
Coding region: 1-729 (242 amino acids)
Source: RefSeq, a predicted model, not a curated record